UAGUAAAAGACAUAAAUAUUAAUGAACGAAAAACUUCAGGUUCUAGAAUUUCCUAAUGACAAUACUGACGACCCAGUCAUUGRCCCCAACUGRCCUACCUGUCGAAAGCGCUGGUCCCCGAGUCUGUGAUAAAUCUCUGAAAAUCUUACAAGCAAAUUAAAAGGAGAAAAAUCGCGAGAAAGCGAAGUCAACUCUUAGUUUGUUUGACAUGGUUAAACAGUGACCUUGUUCGUUGGUUUGGAAGAUCCGAAUUGAUUUACUUCAUGAGAAAGGCGUGGAGUGAUGAAGAUGAAGUUCUUUAACGGUACAGCAAGCAAUUGGCCUUCAAAGGUUUUUCUUGUUGUAGUUGCAUGUAUAAGUGUGGUCUCCAAUGCGUCAGCUGGCGGUCAAAAGAAAGGCUUUAGGGGCGGCGACAAAGGCUAUGGGAUUAAAGUCGAAGCAAAUUCAAUCGGAACUAAUUUACAAUACAAACUCCCCGAAGCAAUCGCUAAGUCAUCCUCCCCUAAGGAUUGGAAAGUCGACAAUGACAAUGCAGAGAUGCAGCUCGCAACAAAUCUUCCGAUGGCCGCCAUAGUCAUGACGAAAAAUCCUAAGUUUAGCGUCCAAGGGUCUUGGCCUGGGUACAAGAUAAACCUAAAAUUACCAAAAAAUACCAAAACGGCUAAGAAAAAUGAAAUGCUAAGAAUCAAUGAGCAAGAGAUACGUGGUUCAGGUGMUGAACAGGACAACUUGACCGGAAGCGAAGGAGAACUUGAAUUGAAUUCAAAAAUAAGCGAAUCUGGUUCUGGAUCUGAAUCAGAUUUAGAAGAAAAUGUGGCUUAUGAAGAGAGUUCUUCUGGUUCAGGAAACUUCACUCAAAUCGUGCAGGAUGAUAUUAGAACUAAAGAACUAAAGCGAUCAAAAGUAGCUCAUCUUCAAAACACUGACGAGUCUUCCGACCAAGAAAAUAUAGAAGAAAAUACUGAAGAUAAUGACGAUAUCUUUUUGAACAAAGUCAAAAAGGCAKUACAAAAGCUCAAGAGGUUUGACUUCAACAACCCAAACACCAGAAAAUCCUUAAAAGAUAUUAUUGUCCACGCCAAACGUGUUGUUAUCGAGGCUAAAACCGUUCUCCRCGAUGUUGCCAGUGUUGUGCGCAGUGUGCAAAACUUCGUUUCCGGAAAUUUCGAGAAUGUUGAUGACGAAGGAGAGCAGAAAAUGGCCCUUCCUGAUGAAAAUACUAGUUUGGAAAAAAACGCCUUAAAAGCUCGUGAAGAUGCUGAACAGGCUGCGCGAAAAGCCGACUUUGCUGCUCAAAGAGCACAAGCUGCAUCUAAAAUGGCUGUUCAAAUUGCUGAUGAUUUCUGGAAAGUAGCACAAAAAUCAAGAGCUUUGUCAAAACUGCGUGAUGCAGUCGCUUCUCCCAAAGAAAACGUCACAGGGAAGAAAGUAUAUAUUCAUGAAAAGAACUAUCAUGCACAGAUGGCAUCAAAUAACAAGAUARCCAAUGCGGUCAAAAAGCAAAAGGCAAAGAAAGGAAGUGAAAAUAUCAUUACAAACGGGAAGCAAAACAACUACAAAUCAAAGGAAAACAGUAAGGAUAAAGGCGAUAUAAAAAAGUUGGAAACCAAAGAAGAUAACGCAAAUCAGACAACAAAAGAGAAAGAUUCGCGAUUUGAAACAAAACUUUUAACGCAACAACGAUUUGGUUUACAUAAAAAAAAAUCCACUUACAAAGACGAACCGACGAAUUCUAUUCAAGUCAUUGGACAUCAAAAUGAAGACAUUGCACAUUCAGAAGAACAAUCUAAAUACAACAAUGAYUUAAUCAACAGGGAUAAACCCCAAAACAAYACAAACAUUAAAAAAAMCGGUCUUGUAUUAAAAGUUACUGGCAUUGCAAAAAAACAAACAGGUAUCGCAAAGAAAAUGUCGUCAAUAGUGAAACUGAAAGUCAAAAAAUUACGMAAACUGAAAAGUAAAAUGACAGAACUUCGCGAAGUCAAAAAGCUGACGUCCAACGAGAAAAAAUCUAUUGAAACGCCUAGAGAUGUCAACGAAGUCGUAAAAAAAGCAAACAAGGGAAGAGUUCCAGAAACUAAUUUCAAUAAAAAUGUCCAGAAACAAAUACCAAAGCAAAGUAAAAUCACCGCAAAUCAAAAKGGUGACAAGGGAACUCACAACAACGGUAGCGAUGACAUAAACAAUGCCGACGAAUCCGAGAUAUCUAGUGGCAGUUACGACGUCGAAAUAGAAGUGGAACCGGAMAGACUGGAAUUUACCAAAGGAAUGGGAAAAAUGAGAGAAAGAAACAUAAGAAUUAAGAACACUGCCACAGACGGAAAGACAAAAAAAAUCUCUCCUGUGACUUUUUCCAAAAUUUUAAAAGCAAUCCGAAAAGUUGAAGGCAUUCUAGGUUUUACCAUMAAAAAGGAAGGGGAGUCCGGGAAACAAGUUUAAACUGAGUCACUAACAAAAACACAAGGAGACAGGCAUUUACUCACAUUUUCAAUUUUCAAAAUUUUCGAAGAGUAAAUAUAUAGUAAAAUAAAUAAAAGGGCAAUUCUCAAUUCAAAUGUUUACAUAUGAACAUACAUAUUGUAGUAUAAAGAAAUAGGGACUUAAUAAACCAAUCUUCCGAGUGUAUCGAGUGGUUAUUUAAUAUUUAAAUCAACCUAUUUACAAUUGUAUGAAUUUUACAU
Molecule: messenger RNA, 2681 nt
Organism: Exaiptasia diaphana
Lineage: Eukaryota; Metazoa; Cnidaria; Anthozoa; Actiniaria; Aiptasiidae
Exons: 1
Coding region: 283-2439 (718 amino acids)
Source: RefSeq, a predicted model, not a curated record